Acanthosepion pharaonis is the source of this 855-nucleotide messenger RNA. The record is from the annotation of a GenBank genome assembly. Lineage: Eukaryota; Metazoa; Mollusca; Cephalopoda; Sepiida; Sepiidae.
AUGUAUUUUUCUUUUUCCCAUUCUUUCUCAUUUCCGUCCUCUCUUCUUAUUUUCACUGUUCUUUCUUUCUUUUUCCUUCCUUCCUUCCUUCCUUCCUUCCUUCCUUCCUUCCUUCCUUCCUUCCUUCCUUCCUAUGAGAUUGUUUCCCCUUCCUUUCUUUGUAUUGAGCUUUCUUUCUUCUUUUUCAACUUUCAUUCUUCUUUUUCUUACCUUUUCAAUUCUCUCUUUUUUCUUUCUUUCUUUCUUUCUUUUAAGCUUUUCCCUUUCUACCUCCUUUUUUAUUUAUGCCAUUAUCUUUUUCUCUUUGUCACUCUUUCUUUUUUAUCUUUCAUUCAUUUAUUUUAUUACUUUCAACGUUCUCCUUCAUCAUUUCUUUCUUUCUUUCUUUUUACCUUUUUCCUUUCUAUCUUCUUUUUUUUAUAUUUUGCAAUCUUUUUCUCUUUCUGUUUCUUUCGUUUUCAUUUUUCAUUCACUCCUGUUAUUACUUUCGCCGUUCUCUUUCUUUCUGCCUCGCUUUUUUCUUUCUUUCUUUCUUUCUUUCUUUCUUUCUUUCUUUCUUUCUUUCUACAUUCUUUUUUAUUCAUUUUACUACCUUUGUCUCUUUCUCUUUCUUUCUUUCCUCUUCAAUUCACUCCUUUUAUUACUUUUAACGUUCUCCUCCAGCAUUUCUUUCUUUCUUUCUUUCUUUCUUUCUCCAAUGCAAACGACUAUUCGAGCAACUGCCAGAACGUUUAUCUAUCUAUCUAUCUAUCUAUCUAUCUAUCUAUCUAUCUAUCUAUCUAUCUAUCUAUCUCUCUCUCUCUCUCUCUCUCUCUCUAUAUAUAUAUAUAUAUAUAUAUAUAUAUAUAUAUAUAA